This is a messenger RNA of Emys orbicularis (European pond turtle), 987 nucleotides long. RefSeq names its product ELMO domain containing 1 (gene ELMOD1). Gene Ontology annotation, molecular function: GTPase activator activity. The record is from RefSeq and is a predicted model, not a curated record. The coding region runs from base 1 to 987 and encodes 328 amino acids. The transcript has 10 exons. NCBI's taxonomy places the organism in Eukaryota, Metazoa, Chordata, Testudines, Emydidae.
AUGUUUGUCCAGGUGUGCCUGUACUUCUACUGUAAAUGUUUGUGGCGCUGUCUGAAAUUUGUGGUGAGGAAAUUAACGGGACGAUGUGAAUUACAAAGGAUCUGUUACAAUAUCAAGCCUGGGGCCAGCAGAACUAUGAAGAUAGAGACAUCACUGAGGGGUUCAAAAAAUAAGCUGCUGCAAACUUCAGUAAGUGUUCAUCCAGAUGCCAUUGAAAAAACUAUAGAUGACAUCAUGGAACUGAAAAAGAUUAAUCCAGAUAUAAAUCCACAGUUAGGAGUAUCUCUUCAGGCCUGUCUCCUACAGAUUGUAGGGUACAGAAAUCUGAUUGCAGAGGUUGAAAAGCUGCGCAGAGAGCCAUAUGAUUCAGAGAAUCCCCAACAUGAAGAGAUGCUUCUAAAGUUAUGGAAAUGUUUGAAGCCUGAUUGCCCACUGGAAGCUCGGAUUUCGAAGCAGUGGUGUGAAAUUGGUUUCCAAGGAGACGAUCCUAAAACAGAUUUUAGAGGGAUGGGCCUCCUGGGAUUAUAUAACCUGUUAUAUUUUGCCGAACGGGAUGCUGCAGUAGCUCAGCAAGUUCUUUCCGAUUCUCUUCAGCCGAAAUACAGGGAAGUCACUAAAGAGGAGCUAAGCCAAUUCAGCAAAGCUGAAUGGGAGAAGAAAAAGUUUGAUAAGGCAAUUGGCUACUCUUUUGCUAUUGUUGGCAUUAACAUAACUGACCUUGCAUACAACCUGCUUGUGAGUGGUGCGCUGAAGACCCAUUUCUACAAUGUUGCUCCAGAGGCUCCGACGUUAUCCCAUUUCCAACAGACUUUCUGCUAUUUGAUGCAUGAAUUCCAUAAAUUCUGGAUUGAAGAAGAUCCACUGGACAUAAUGGAGUUUAACCGUGUGCGAGAGAAAUUUCACAAGCGAAUUUUAAAACAGCUCCAGAAUCCAGACAUGGCUCUGUGCCCUCACUUUGCUGCCUCAGAAAGCUUAAUCAACAUGUAG